This is a messenger RNA of Lodderomyces elongisporus, 951 nucleotides long. Its product is annotated as Signal recognition particle receptor subunit beta. The record is from RefSeq and is a predicted model, not a curated record. NCBI's taxonomy places the organism in Eukaryota, Fungi, Ascomycota, Pichiomycetes, Serinales, Debaryomycetaceae. The transcript has a single exon. The coding region runs from base 1 to 951 and encodes 316 amino acids.
AUGGAUAAGGUAUUGCUAGUACUUCUUUCAAUACUACUAGGAUUCACCAUCCUUGUAGUGCAGUUUUUCCUCCAGUCGGGCGGAUUGAAAACCAUCAAGAUUGCAAACAAGUCGCCGUACUACAGACCCACAUUCCUUAUCUGUGGUCCGAACAAUGCGGGCAAAACGGCGCUUUUUUAUAAAUUACUUGGCGAUGGGUCUGGAAUUGAUGAAGGAGGGGCAGGAAACGAAAAGGACAAGGGUUUAAAAAUUGUCACCACGGUGUCUUCAAUUGAGCCCAACUUUGCGGAUAUUACACUUCCAAUAUCCAAUCCGCAAGUUGGCAAGAAAUUCCAAUUGGUUGAUUAUCCCGGCCAUUUGAAGUACUGGAACUUGUUUGAAAGGCUCGUUAGACAAGAUAUUACUCUUUCGCAAUUGAAGGGUGUGAUUAUAGUUAUUGACUCCAGUAGCGGUAACUGGGGUAAGGAUAGUUUACAGGUUGAAAAGUUGACAAAGUUUUUGUACAAUUUAAUUGCAAUUACCGAGAGGAAGCAGAACGGUGUUGACUACAUGUUUGCCUUGAACAAGAGUGAUAUGUUUGAUGCUUUGCCUGUUCACAAGAUCAGGUCGACCUUGGAGCUGGAGAUACACAAGUUGAUCCAGAAUGAGAUUAGUAGUAGGGAAAAGACAUCUGGGAUUGAUGCAAUUGACGAUGACGCAGAGGAUAGCGUACACGGCGGAAGAGGUAGUGGUAGUGGUGGUAGUGGUGGUGGUGUAGGUGCCAAUGGGAAUGGCGGGGUGAGUAGGGAGAGUUUGAGGGAGUUUUGGUUGGGAGUGCUUGGCUCUGCCAAGGGUUCUACAUUUACAUUUGAUAAAUUGGAAGGGAAUAUGGACUUUUUGAAUGGUAGUGUGUUGAAGGGAAAAAUAGGAAGCUGGGAAGAUUGGAUGGAUGAGAAAGUUGUUAAUCCGUAA